Molecule: messenger RNA, 279 nt
Organism: Necator americanus (New World hookworm)
Lineage: Eukaryota; Metazoa; Nematoda; Chromadorea; Rhabditida; Ancylostomatidae
Exons: 1
Coding region: 1-279 (92 amino acids)
Source: RefSeq, a predicted model, not a curated record
AUGCUUGCAUCGGAAGCGGCCAUCGAAGAUCUGAUGAUGCAAGCCAAGAAGAUCAAGUACGACGUCAUCGGACUGACCGAGACGAGACGACGUCACCCUCUCAACGCCGUAUAUGAAAGUGGAGAAGAACUGUUCUUAGGAACAUGCGACAUUAGAGGUGUUGGUGAAGUUGGCGUCCUCGUCAACACGAGUAUGGCAAAGAACAUCGACUCUUUUGAACAACUUACGACCCGAAUCGGACGUCUGCGGAUGAGAAGAUGUGGCCCAACACCAGCUUAG